AUGUGGCACGGAAUCAAUAACUGGAGUUUGCGCGACCUUGCAAGAGCUCUGCGCUAUCACGAUAAUCCCCAGAAGCCACUGAACAUGAAGGAUCCUGAACAGCUCGAGAAAGUGAAGCGGUACGCUCUCCAGCUACACGUCCUGGUACACAAGUACAAAGAAGCUUUCCCCGUGUACGAGGCUGCACUGAAAGUGUCGCCCCAAGACACUCAGACGCUCGUUUGCUUCGCGUUAUUACUCGUUAUUUCAUGCCGCUAUCCUGCAGCGAAGUCGUGGCAGCGUGCAUUGACACUUUUCCAACAGGCUCGCGAUCUUACAGCUAGCGAUUUAACCAGCACAUUACGUGAUAUCGAGCAACAUUUCUUCCGCUGGGCUCUUCUUCUGACGCCGAAAAACCCUCUCACCAUUGCCAACUACGCCGUGUAUCUACAGUGCGUCCAUCGCGAUAUCGACAAGGCGGAGCUUCUCUACCGUCGCGCACUGGACUUGGAUCCGACCAACGAUCUGGUCAUCACAAACUUCCAACGUCUGCAAUCCGAGCGAGCUCCAGGUCGACUGUACGCAGGCGCGGGACCAGGAGCGAUCGCGCUCGCUCAUUCCUCGGAGAUUCGCCGUUGCGGCUCUGAGCUUCAGUGGCGGGAGAUGGAAGACCCUGAGGCACAGCCGCCGAUGCCAACGCGAUUCUUCCAUAACCUUCGCACCGGAAAAUGUUCGUGGGAGGAGCCAACAGAGGAAUGA
Phytophthora infestans T30-4 is the source of this 738-nucleotide messenger RNA. RefSeq lists its product as uncharacterized. Bases 1 to 738 code for a protein of 245 amino acids. NCBI's taxonomy places the organism in Eukaryota, Oomycota, Peronosporomycetes, Peronosporales, Peronosporaceae. Gene Ontology annotation, molecular function: protein binding. The record is from RefSeq and is a predicted model, not a curated record. The transcript is spliced from 6 exons.